GUCACAAAAAUGGUGUUUAGUGCGGAAUAAACUGAAAUAAUCCAAAAUAAGUAUCCAAUACAAUGAAAUGACGGGUUUUUUUCUUACAAUUUAAAUACAAAACUUAUGAAAAACAUAUCUUAUGAUUAUUUUGUACCACAAGCUUAAAAAUUCAAAAGGAACAACUCUCAACACUUGAGUUGCGCAUAGAAAAUUAUCAAAGAAGAAAAGACUGGUUGUAUGAGUAGUGAUCUCAACAAUGAAUUGUGAUAAAAAAGUCGAAUAAACUCGUUCAGUAUUGAAAGCUCUCGUACAAAAAACAAGGAAAUUACUUCUUAAGCAAACUGUGAUGUUAAAUUUCGCUUGUGAGAACAAGUGAAAGUAGAUAGGGUAACAAAAGAAUUUCGAAAAAUGUCUGGACAAAGCAGCUCUCCGAGAGUACGAAAGUCCUCUCCGAACACUAUUAAGCAGGGACCUAUGAAAGCUACGAUACCGAUAGCCUCCGUUCUGAAAAACCCUAGUAGUUUAAAAUGUAUUAGUCCGGCGAUAUCGCCUACGUCCUGCUGGAAAACGAGAAUAUCGCCGGAUCAUCCCUCGGGGCAGAGAAGCCCAGGAUCGACUGUUUACAAAGUGAAAUCGAAACCGUUUGGCGAAUGCGGGUUGGGAAGCGAAAUACGACGUACUGCCUCCCUUGAUACUAUCUACCUGAAAGGGCAGUGGCCCAGGGAUUCCUUUUAUUUGUAUGGGAACAUUUUACAAGUUAACAAAGCGACCCAGACGGACGAUACUGAUCUAUCAGAUUCCCGAAAAAUUCAUAGCAUAAUAGAAGGUAACGACGAGAAACUGGAGAAGGUUAUAAUAAGGCAGAGGUUGCAACGUAACAAUAAGGAAUCGAAUGGAAAACACAACAGUAGCGGUGGACCAAUGCUCACACUUCCGAGUGCCGGGUCUCAGACGAAUACAUUCUACAUGUCGCCGACGACACCGAAGGCAAGUCCCAUAAAUAUACCAAUAAAACCUCUACCAAAACCGACAAUUCGCAAUUCUGUCGAGGGGUUGAAUCAGGAAAUCGAGAGGUUGGUGCUGAAGAGUACGGGCUUGUCUGGGUCCCAAUAUUCUGACCGGAACGAAGAGUAUGACAAGUUUUGCCAAGUAACACCAGAAGGGCAUCGAGCUCCACUGGCCGAAUUACUUAAGGCGACCCGUUCUGUAAACACCCAAACACCGGCAGGCGAUUUCGUCAGCAGUUGUCCAUCAUCAGGUCCUCCGUCUAGAGAUUCAAAUUCUCCAUUAAUACCGGGACAUUUGGAUUCUUCUAGCGAUGCAGGUGGCAGCCAAACGUCUAGUCCAGAUCAGGAAAGCAGCAAAUUCGGCACCUCGCCGCACAUCAACAAGUUUCUGGCACGUGAGCCGCCGGACGGCUGCGAAAAGGUCCACCUAAAGUCGUUGGAGGAUCACCGUGGGUUGAACGUAGACCAAAUUUUGCGACCCACCACUUUUCAGCUCAAACCCAGUCUAGGUUCUGCGUUCCAUUUGCUACAACCAAAUGUACACACGUCUGCAGAUUCUGAUGUACCAUUAGUGCCCUCCCAACAAGACUAAUCGAGAUGUAUUUAUCUGUGCCGCAUUGAUGAGUUAAUUAUCAUGAAAGUAGAAUAGGAGAAAUGGGUUCAAUGCGGCAUGGAUUUGUAAAUUUUGAAAAUCAAUUUUUAUUCAUGCUCUUAUGGACUGUACUUGGCAGAAAUCGACAUAAAGUAUGCAAUGAGAAUUGUUUGUAGUUUUAUACAAAAUUUAUAGUAACGUAAGGAUAAAAAGAGAAAUUAAAUUUGCAAAAAAGGGGUUCUGUAAACUGUACAUUCCAUGUACAAAAUUUGUUUAACGCCUACAGUUGCAUCACUAUGCAAACUGCUAGAACACUGUGAUCUUAUUAAAAAAAAAAAGGGUAUGGGUGACACAGAACCGGUUUUGUUUGUCGAAUAAUACACAUUUGAAGUAUUUUUUAUUAUUUCUUACCUUUGUAACAAAUGUGCCCAUCUUAGUUUUAGCAGGUAAUCUUUUAUUUUUUUAGGUCAGUCAAGAUAGUGUGACCAAUUUGUUGUAAUAUGUACCUUUCUUUAUGUAUGUACAAACAUAUCUAAUAAACGGACUGAUUCUGGUAAA
Messenger RNA from Photinus pyralis (common eastern firefly), 2139 nucleotides. Its product is annotated as protein FAM117B-like. The record is from RefSeq and is a predicted model, not a curated record. The transcript has 7 exons. Bases 391 to 1581 code for a protein of 396 amino acids. NCBI's taxonomy places the organism in Eukaryota, Metazoa, Arthropoda, Insecta, Coleoptera, Lampyridae.